AUGGGCCCCUAUACCGCCUCCUCAUGCUGCUGCCAGGCCCCUAAUCUGCCAUGGGCCCCCGUACCGACUCCUCAUGCUGCUGCCGGGCCCGUAAUCUGUCAUGGGCCCCUGUACCGCCUCCUCAUGCUGCUGCCAGGUCCAGAGUGUGUCAUGGGUCCCUGUACGGCCUCCCAUUGUGCUGUCCUCCAUCGCCACACACUCUGCCAUGUGCCACUUUCUGGUCUCCAUCCACACUGCUGGUGGUUUCCAUUUUUGUCAUAGGGUGCUGUAUGGCCACCCAUUGCUGCUGCCUCCACCGCCCACACUGUGGCUCCACACUCUGGUUUUGGCCCGUGACUGCCCAAAUGAGUGAAGUGUGCGGUGAUUCUAAGAUCGACGGCACUCAUCUGCAUGUCAUAUUGACUGUCAGUAUUAUUUCUCUUCCCCAGCAGACUCCAAGGGCAUUUAAAUUAAAGGUACAGUGUUCUGCACUAAUAUAA
Messenger RNA from Staurois parvus, 479 nucleotides. Lineage: Eukaryota; Metazoa; Chordata; Amphibia; Anura; Ranidae. The record is from the annotation of a GenBank genome assembly.